Molecule: messenger RNA, 1026 nt
Organism: Sinocyclocheilus rhinocerous
Lineage: Eukaryota; Metazoa; Chordata; Actinopteri; Cypriniformes; Cyprinidae
Product: transcription cofactor vestigial-like protein 3
Exons: 3
Biological process (GO): regulation of DNA-templated transcription
Cellular component (GO): nucleus
Source: RefSeq, a predicted model, not a curated record
UUUCACAAACUGCGGCGCUUUUGUCAACGCUCAGGGUUUAUAUUGGAGGGAAUCAUGACCACAUUUAUCUCUGGUUGAGGAAGCUGCCGUGUUGCUGAAGAGCCUCUUGAGAUCGUCUAAGCCUCUGCUAUGAGUUUGGAUGUUAUGUAUCAUCAGAGUUAUGGAGCUCAUCACUACUUGCCCGCGACAUCAGCAGCAGCGGCUUACAAAGCGGCAUAUUACCAGCACCAGCAGCAGCAGCAGCAGAAGAAGUUCAGUGCCUACAGCAGGAUGCAGGAUUCUGAGGAGUUUCCCUCUGACUGUGGCCAGAGUAAGCAGUCUGGAGCGCUGAAGCCCCGUCCUGAGCCUGAGCUUCCACGAGAGGAGGAGCAGAGCGCUGGCGAAGAGGAGCGCUGCAAGGAGACGCAGCCCGCCGAGGCCGAGUACUUGAGUGCCAGGUGUGUGGUGUUCACCUAUUUCCGUGGAGACAUCGGGGAUGUGGUGGACGAGCAUUUCUCACGUGCGUUGAGCCAGCCCAGCACCUUCAGCAAUGAUGCCAAGACCGGCAGAUUUCACUCUGGAGGACCAUGGAAAGAAGGAAACUCCCACUCUGAGGGUCAACCUUUACCGUCGUCCCUGUGGGGUAGCGGCUACCCAUCUCAGACCUCUUCUCACCCUGACUUCCCCCACACCGCUGCCUUCUACCCUGCAGACACUGGCAUCUGGAGCAGCCACAGCCUCGCGCAGACCGGCCUGCCCCCUCCUUCUGCUCUUACUGACUCUUGGCACUACGGCCUGGGAGCCCAGGGUGGAGCGGGAUACCCUCACGUACACGAGAUGUACCCUCACAUGCACCCCCGUCACCCACACCCGCACUCCCAUGCCCACCACGUGCUCCAUCACGCCCACAACCCCGCUCUGGACCCGCGCUUCAGCCCGCUUCUGCUGCCUGGUGUGAGAGCGUCUUGCAGCCCGACGUCCUGCGCAGACGGAAUCAAAACUGAGCUGGAACCGAGUAGCAUCCCAGCACCAAGCUGGCCCGCUUCU